Messenger RNA from Pseudopipra pipra, 796 nucleotides. RefSeq names its product yippee like 4 (gene YPEL4). NCBI's taxonomy places the organism in Eukaryota, Metazoa, Chordata, Aves, Passeriformes, Pipridae. The record is from RefSeq and is a predicted model, not a curated record.
CCCCCGGGCACGCAGGGCCCCCCCGCGCCCGCCCCGGGGACAGCGGCGACAGCGGCAGCGGGGACAGCGGCGGGCGGCCGCCCCCCACCUUUCCCGCCUCCUUCUGCCGGGGGGGCCCGGCGGAGCCCCCCGAGCGCGGCCGGGCGGGACGGCGGCUCUGGGCGCGCUGCUGCGCUGCUUCCCCUGCGAGCGGCUGUGCGGGGGCUGCGCGGUGCCCCCCGGGGCGCUGCCCCCGGCCAUGCCGCCCCCGCCCCGCCGCCGCCUGCCCCCCGCCGCCCGCCUGCCCCCCCGCACCUUCCGCAGUUACCUGCCGCGCUCCCACCGCACCUACAGCUGCGUGCACUGCCGGGCGCACCUGGCCCGCCACGAGGAGCUCAUCUCCAAGUCCUUCCAGGGCAGCCAUGGCCGUGCCUACCUGUUCAACUCCGUGGUGAACGUGGGCUGUGGCCCGGCUGAGCAGCGCCUGCUGCUGACGGGGCUGCACUCGGUGGCCGACAUCUUCUGCCAGAGCUGCAAGACCACGCUGGGCUGGAAAUACGAACAGGCUUUCGAGAGCAGCCAGAAGUACAAGGAGGGGAAGUUCAUCAUCGAGAUGUCGCACAUGGUGAAGGAGAACGGCUGGGACUGACGCGGGGACACGGCUGGGACUGGGGGACACGUGGGGGCACGUUGUGGGGCUGGCGCUGGGUGAACCCCUCCUUUGCACCUUCCCCGUGCCCCCCCCGGUCGCAGUGCCCGUCCCCAGCAGCGGGGAAUGCGGGGCUUUUCUAGGGCAAUAAAGGCUUUUUUUUUUUUA